AUGAUUCCAUGGGCCCAUGUACUCUCGUGUGCUCAGAUGGUCGCCGAACUUUUUAAAGCGCACUACCUGAAAAAGUCUCCCGGGACCUCAAAGCGCCCACUUGUAUGGAACCUGUCUCGGCGAACCCUUCUCUGUAUGGUCCGUUCCGUUCGCCCCUCUUUGAGCACCAUCGUCGAGGUGGACAUUGACGGCGAACCGGGCUGA
Messenger RNA from Protopolystoma xenopodis, 204 nucleotides. The record is from the annotation of a GenBank genome assembly. Lineage: Eukaryota; Metazoa; Platyhelminthes; Monogenea; Polystomatidea; Polystomatidae.